This is a messenger RNA of Episyrphus balteatus (marmalade hoverfly), 7345 nucleotides long. RefSeq names its product HEAT repeat-containing protein 5B. The record is from RefSeq and is a predicted model, not a curated record. Gene Ontology annotation, biological process: retrograde transport, endosome to Golgi; endocytosis; intracellular protein localization. Bases 888 to 7265 code for a protein of 2125 amino acids. Gene Ontology annotation, cellular component: endocytic vesicle; membrane; Golgi apparatus. Lineage: Eukaryota; Metazoa; Arthropoda; Insecta; Diptera; Syrphidae. The transcript is spliced from 10 exons.
AAACAUGAACCAUAAUAUUAAAUCAUGCGGAAAGCUUAACAAAAUUUUCCUGCUUUUCCUUUUCUCCACAAAUCCAUAUCCAGACUAAUGAAAUUGUAUCAAUGAAAAGCUUUAAAAUCCCAAUUGAAUACCAUAAUAUUAUUCUUUCUCAUUAAAAUAAUUCAUUUGGAUCCCUAAAGUCAAGCGAUUGAGGCAAAUUUUUGUUCAUAGAUACAUUUAACGGUAAACUACGUCACUACAAUCUCUGCCGACUAUUUCUCUUUCUCUUUUUUCGGAGGGGGUACCUAAACUUUGAGCGUAAGCUCAUGCCGGCGAAAAAGUUUUUCUCUAUAAUCAACGACAUCCCCCAUGGCUGAGGCUUCUCUUCGCACAUCGCCACUGUAUAUUGUCGUGGAUGCGGCAUCGUAACGUCGUCGUCUUCCCCCAGAAAUUCAAUCGAAACAAUAAAAAAAAAUAACAAAAAAAAGUGAAGAAAAGAAAAUAGUUUUCCAUAAUUUUCCUGCAUUUCUUUUGCUAGUUCGAGAAAGAAAAAUGUUGUGUACAAGUGCAUACAUUAUUACCAUUAAGUAGGUACAUACCUCACUAAAGUACUUGUCUGUAUUUUCAUUUCCCCAGUUCACUUCAACACUUCGUCCGGAAAUAUAUUCCGAAAUGUUUUAAGCAAAGUUAAAUUAUUCAACCAAUCAUUUCUAGAAAAACAAAGAAGAAUAUCGAUUCGAAAAAAUAAAAAAAAAAAACAAAACAAAAUAAAAAACAGAUGUUAACCGUGAUUCAAUUUAUAUAAAUGUGCGUGUGAUGUAAUGUCCUCAUGAAUCGUUACUAAAACGUGUAACAAUUAAAAAGCAACCCCUCUUCAAAGACAAGAGGGUACCUGUACCCAGAACACCAUGGAGAAUUUUACAAGAACACCGAUGUUCUUGCGGAAGGUUCUGACCGAAGCGAGGAGAUCAUUUCAACGCCAAGAAGUGGAUUUAGCUCCGGAAAUGGAACUUUCACAUAGUCUAACAUUAAAUGAGGAUGCCCUCAAACAGCUUCCUGAACAAAAACGUCCAGUAUUUGUUUUUGAAUGGCUGCGCUAUUUGGAAAAGGUCCUGGUGACCGCUCAAAAAUCUGACAUCAAAUCAUGCCAAAAGAAGCUAGUUCAACAAUUGACCGCACACAUCCAAGGUUCACCUGGACCACCGACAAGAAAACUUAUUGCCAAUUGUUUAGCAACUCUAUUCUCUGUUGGAGAUACAUUUUUGCUGUUUGAUACAGUGAAUGCAUGUAAUGAUAUUCUCAAAAAUAAAGAUGAUUCCCCAAGCUAUUUGCCAACAAAAUUGGCAGCAAUUUGCGUUCUUGGUUCAAUGUAUGAGAAACUUGGUCGUAUGAUGGGUAGAUCAUACGAAGAAACAGUUCAAAUACUUCUUCGAACAUUACGAAGUGCAGAAUCACAAACAAGAAUCGAAAUCAUGAUAACCCUGGAAAAGAUCUGUUCGGGAAUGGAUACAGCUAUUUCAAAUGUUCACAAGGAUAUUUACAAGGCUACCAAACACUGUCUUACUGAUCGUGUUAUGGCAGUACGUGUUGCAGCAGCUAAAUGCAUGCUUGAAAUGAUUAACCAUGCUCCAUUCUUAUACCAAACCGAAUUGGAGAGUCUUGCAACGCUUUGCUUCCGUUCGUUUGAUGGUAGCAAUUAUGAAGUUCGAUGUGCAGUUGCAAAAUUGCUAGGAACACUUUUAGCAUUUACUCAAGCUCCACCGGAUGGCAACAAAAAACCAGCUAUGUCAGCUAGUAAGAACCAGCCAAGAUCAACUUCUCUAGAUGAAGCAUUCGGAAUCCUUAUGUCAGGUUUUCUUCGCGGUGGAGUUUCAUUUCUUAAAGGAACCGGUGAAAUAAUCAAAGGUAGUUCCGGAGUAAACCGUGAAGUUCGCGUUGGAGUAACACAUUCCUAUGUGGUAUUUGUUCAAAAUAUGGGCAGUGUUUGGUUGGAACGCAAUCAAACUACAUUUUUGGCUCAUGUUCUUGAUUUGGUGGCUAAUCCAAAAGCUGCUUCCUCUCAUGUAGAUGCAGUGUAUUCACGGAAGUGUAUCAACUUUAUUCUUCGCUCUAUUAUUGGGAAGAUGCUCGGUGAAAAAGCUCAAACUUCAGCGUGCAAGGAGCUCAUACACAUUGUGGCCAAACAAAUGAACUCUAUUGACUUUAAUCCGGAGAACGCCAAGGAUUCUAACCAAGAAACACUUUUCAGUCAGCAUUUGUUAGUGUGUGCUUUGCAAGAACUAGGAAGUCUUGUUCUCGGCUUGGGCACUACAGCUUUGAACCUAUUAAAUGAUCAUACUCUAAAUGCUAUUGAUGCCACUUGCGCAGUCCUUGUGCAUCCAUGCGCUGCCGCACGAUUAGCUGCUGCUUGGUGUUUGCGUUGCUUCUGUGUUGCUGUGCCAAGUCAUAUAACUCCAUUAAUAGAUCGAUUUGUCGAUGCUAUUGAACAAAUGCGGUCUUCUCCAGAAGCCAUCGCUGGUUAUAGCUGUGCAUUGGCUGCUAUUUUAGGAAGUGUACGCUUUUCUCCUCUCGGCAUACCCCACACCAAGGGUAAAGUUGUAUUUAAUUGUGCCGAGGAGCUACUGAGGUCAGCAAGUCAAAAUAGUCGAAUGUCAUUAAAUCGAACGCAAGCUGGUUGGUUGUUAAUUGGAGCUAUAAUGACAUUGGGCUCACCAGUUGUCAAAGGACUUCUUCCAAGAAUGCUGCUUUUGUGGAGAAAUUCAUUCCCAAGAUCCAAUAAAGAAUUGGAAUCAGAAAAAGCCAGAGGAGACUCAUUUACCUGGCAAGUAACUCUAGAAGGCAGAGCUGGUGCUUUGUCUGUGAUGCAUAGUUUUCUAUUGCAUUGUCCAGAUUUAGUUACAGAUGAUAUUACACGACGUUUACUCACACCAAUUGAAAGUGCUCUAGCUAUGCUAGUGAAUCUUGCACCCGUUUUAAAAAGCUAUGGAACACAUUUAAAAGCUCCAGCAGCUAUGGUUCGUUUGCGAUUAUAUGAAACAUUGGCAUUGCUUCCACCAAAUGCAUUGGAAUCAUCUUAUACACAUUUGUUGAGAAUGCUCGUCUCAGAGUUUACACUUUCUGAAAAUCCAGCAAAUACAACCAAUUCUUUGUUGAGAGCACUUUGUCAUGCUGAUGAUUCAAUUAUUCUGGGCACGUGGUUGCAGGAAACAGAUCAUCGUACAAUCGAAGAUCAGAUGGAACCGAACAGAAGAUCCGACGGUGAACAUUUACAACCAAAUAGUGCUGCUGGCUCUGGAGCCUUGGAACAUGAUUCUUGUUGCUUAUAUCGACCAGUACCAAAAAGUGAACAAUGUCCCGGGCCACUUCCUCUUGGAGUUGCAGUCAUCGAUAUGUCAGUACAUCUGUUUGGAUUAAUAUUCCCCAGAGUUGCCAAUAAGCAUCGCUUGCAGAUGCUUGAUCAUUUUGGUGAAUGCAUUAAACAAGCAAAGAGUUCACGCCAAGAAGCAGUUCAGAUGAACAUCUUCACUGCACUUUUGAGUGGUUUAAAAGGACUCACCGAAAGCAAGAGCGGCAUGGGACAGGAAGAUGUUAAGAAAAGCGCCACUAAUCUCAUCAUUGGCGCAUUGGUUAGUUCCAAUUCAACACUCAGAUGUGCAGCUGGUGAAGCAUUAGGAAGAAUCGCUCAAGUAGUCGGAGACUCACGGUUUACAGCUGAAUUGGCACAAAAUAGUUUCGAUAAAUUGAAAUCCGCUCGUGAUGUUGUCACAAGGACUGGACACUCGUUAGCUUUGGGCUGUCUUCAUAGAUAUGUUGGUGGAAUGGGAUCCUCACAGCACUUGAAUACAAGUGUAUCAAUUCUUCUCGCUCUGGCUCAAGACACUAGCUCUCCUGUAGUUCAAGUGUGGUCGCUUUAUGCUCUAUCACUUAUAGCUGAUUCAGGUGGCCCCAUGUUCCGCGGAUAUGUAGAAGCUACAUUGUCGCUUAGUUUGAAGUUGCUUCUUUCUGUGCCACACUCCAAUGUGGAUGUCCAUCAAUGUAUUGGCCGAGUUUUGAAUGCUCUUAUUACUACCAUGGGUCCGGAACUACAAGGAAACAUGUCUUCCAUUAUAACAAUGCGUUCUUCUUUCAUGUGCGCUGCGGCUGUUAUGCAAGCGCAUGCUGAUCCUCUUGUUCAGGCCGAAGCAACUGGUUGUCUUCAACAAUUGCAUUUAUUCGCACCAAAACAUGUGAAUUUGUCUUCUUUGGUUCCGACUUUAGUAAAAACGUUGUCGAGCAACUAUUUAAUGCUAAGAAAAGCCGCAGUAGCUUGUCUAAGACAAUUGGCUCAACGAGAGGCCAAAGAGAUCUGCGAACAUGCUUUGACCCUCACAGCUGAAGAAUGUCCGGGUCUUCUAAUAACCGAAUCUGGUCUUCCUGGAGUGCUUUUUGGAAUGCUUGACUCAGAAUCUGAUAGCGAGAUGAUUAAAAAUAUCCAUGACACAAUCACUUCGAUGUUGCAGAUGCUAGCAUCUGAUAAUUUGAGCUCAUGGUUGAGCCUUUGUAAGAAUGUCCUUACAGUUGCAGUAGAGACAUCUACCGAUGAAACUCAGAAAGUUGAACUUGUUGACGACAACGAGGAUGACAACGAAAACGAUGAUGAUGAUGUGACAGAGUACCAUGCCGAAGAAAAUACAAGCACCCAUCCAGCUGUGCAGCCACGUUGGCCAACCAGAGUAUUUGCUGCAGAGUGUGUUCGGAAGAUUAUUUCAACAUGUGAAUCAGCAAAUCCCAUACACUUUGACCUCAUUCAGGCCAAAGAAAUGCAAAUGAUCAAGAGUCGAGGAGACUAUUUAAUCCUGCAUUUAUCCGAUUUGAUUCGUAUGUCGUUUAUGGCGGCAACAAGUGAUUCCGAUCAACUUAGACUUGAAGGAUUACGAACUCUACAAGAGAUAAUUGAUAAAUUUGCUGGAGUUCCCGAACCAGAGUUUCCUGGACAUUUGCUUUUGGAACAAUUCCAAGCUCAAGUUGGAGCAGCUCUCCGACCAGCUUUCUCUUCUGAUACUCCUUCUCAUGUCACCGCAGCAGCUUGUGAGGUCUGUUCUGCUUGGAUAGGAUCAGGUGUAGCCAGAGAUCUGAAUGAUUUACGUCGAGUUCAUCAACUUCUUGUGUCUAGCUUGGACAAGCUGCACUCAAAAACAAACAGUACACAACUGUAUAACGAAAGCAUGGCAACUCUUGAGAAACUGAGUAUUCUAAAGGCCUGGGCUGAGGUGUAUAUUGUGGCUAUGAUUGGAAAUGGAUCUGCACCAGCAAGCUUGUUGCAAAAGAAACUCUCAAGUAAUGCAAAUAAUAUUAUAUUAAUGGCAAGCACUGGAACCGAGUCAGAAGACGGAGAUUUUGGAGAGUUCGAGAGCCGAGGCGAGAGUCUAUUGAACUUGGUAAAACCAGAAUUGGGCAACCUAUCAACUCAUUGGCUAGCUGCAUUAAAAGAUCAUGCAUUGUUGCUGCUUCCAUCAGAGUUUCAAAGUCAAUUGCCGCACGAUGGCGGUGCAUUUUAUACAACAGACACUAUCAACUCCUCAAAGCCACACUAUCUUACUUCAUGGCCACCUAUCUUGUAUGCAGCUGCCCUCUGGUUGAAAGGUGGUGGGUUUGAUGAGAAGGAAAAUGCCAAAGACGACAAAUCAAACUUCGAGAAUAACAAUGCAAUUUCACAUGGCUCAUUAUCUGCGGAUCGUUUUCAUAUGAUCUUUGGCAUUUGCAUGGAAGCUCUGUGCAGUACACGAACAAGCGAGAAACCCAAAAAUGUCAUAAGCUGCUUGCAGAGUCUCUACACUAUAUUUGAUUCACAGUGGGCAAGGAAAAUGCUGGUCAAGGACAAAUCCCUAACGAUAGAGCUAUGCAAUGUUCUACAUCGACAGAUUCUUACCAGAGAUGAUCUUCUUGUGCAAUUGUUGUGCAUGGAAAUACUUAAACAGAGUAUCACCGCAGCCAAAGAGUGCUUGGAUGAGAAAAGAAACUCAAAAUUGGCUGAAUGUCAAAAUGACAAUGAGGCAAAAACAGAUCUUUGCAAAGAUUUGGACAAUUAUGGCGAAGGUGGUGAGCAAGGUGAUAUAAUUCCCGGACAAUCGCAUGUGUAUGCUGUCCUUGAAGUGUGUCUAUGCGUGUUUGUUCGGCAAAUUCCAUCUAUGAAUCCGAGCAGCAACAGUAAACUAACAACGGAACAGUUAAAAAAGGAGUUGGCUUUGCGAAGUGCCAUCCCAGGAGCCAGUUUGUUGCCAGAGGACAAUGGAAUGUUGGUCGCCAGUGGGCUACAGUGUGCUGAGGUGCUCACUGAAUUAUGUUCUCCAAGAGGAGCUCUUUCCAUACUUCCAACUAUUCUCUAUAUGACCACCAGUAUUAUUAAGGAGAUUGCAACAAAGUCAACAAACGAUCCGGCGAUCCUUGCCAACACCGGUCCGGUGCAAUCUGCUUUGCACUGUUUGAAGUCUGUCUGCACUGACAAAUGGGCAAGUGAUGAACGUGCCGCAACCGAAUGGUAUAAACUUCUUCAGAGCUCCUUGGCUAGUAUUCUCGAUUUGACAAAGACCGGAAGUGAAGAGCGCAAAGUCGAUGAAGUCACAAUGAUGUUGGCUAUAGCUGUAUUUAUACUUCACACUCCUACCAGUGUUGUAGCAGCGCCAUCUUUGCAGUAUCCCUGCAUCAAUCACUUCCGUCAAUGUGUCCAAAGUGAAAAUCAAACUGUGCGACUCAAAUGCAUUCAAACAAUACGCUCCAUUUUUGCCAAAGCCGAUCUUAAAGUCGCCACACCCUAUAUACAUGCUUUAGCACCACGAAUAAUCGAAGGGCUUUAUGUGGAAACGGCAAAAACACCACGCAAUGAAAAUGAGCUUUCUAUAGUGUUGGAAAGUGUUAUGACUGUUGAAACAUUGAUUGAAUUGGCCGAACCACAAAAUCGGAACUUAAUGCAAGGCAUACAGAUGUUGACUCUCUUAGUACCUGUUCUCAUCAAUUAUCUGGCAGAACCAUCAAAACUUCGAACUCUUCCCAAGUCCCAACGUCAAUUACAUGAGCAAUCGCUUCAAUGGCUGAUGAAGAUCGGACCAAAAUAUCCACAGGAAUUUAAAUCCCUAAUGAGUCAGUCUCUUGAGUUGCGCCAAAAACUUGAGGUAGCAGUUAUCAACAAUCAACAAUCAGCGUCAAUUACCAAUCGAAAUAACAAUGAUGUUCAGAAUGGUAACAAACCAGGAUCUAAUGUCCAGAAACCUACCAUCAAGCUUAAGACAGAUUUUAGCAAUUUUUCCUAAAGUGGAAAAGUUGAAUUAAUUAUUGAUUGUAAUUAGGAUGUCGUCGAAGCUUAUAAUGUUGAAAGGCCUACCUUUUUUUU